AAUGAAGGGAAGGUAUGCAAAAAGCAACCAUGAUCUAGGAAAUGUGGAGGCCACAAUGGCCCAUUGGUGGCUGCGGGGAAGGUGACAGAUAACGAGUUAUACAAACAGUGGAGCUCAACAGGACGGCAGUGAAACUAGUAGGACGACUAGGGUGGGGGAGGGACGGAGAUGGAGGGAAAGCAAGGGUUACUUGAAAUUAGAGAAAUCAAUUGUUCAUACGCUUCCCAGGUGAAAUAUAAGGUGCUGUUUCUCCAAUUUGUGUUUGGCCAAAAUUGACUUUGACUUUGACAGUGGAGGAAUCAUCUGUUCCCUUUCUCACCCAGAGUGAUCAGUUGGUAUGUAGUGAAUUUGCCAGGCUACCUGUUUUUUUUGCUCCAAGAGUGUUUUAUUGUCAUGUGCCCGGAAACACCAAUAAAACUCUUACUUGCAACAGCACAACAGAUAUGUAAAAAUAUUACUCUGUAAAACCCGUAGCAGAUAACAAAAAAAAUCAGUAUUUAUCAAAAAGCAAACAGACAGACAAUAAUAAUGCAAUAGACAUUCUUAAGCGGUUUGUCAGGAUGAAGUUAAGUCGUGUUCAGAGUGGAACGAAUGACGCGGGACUGACGACAGCGCGACUAGAGGGAGGGUUGUGGGCAGCACACUGGAGACAGUCGGUGAGUGGCAAGGGAACCUUAUGUACAUAUAUAAAGAUGCCAGCAGGGGUCUCCUGGUUCCGUUAUUUAACCAUGCUGGGGACAAGCAUCCUGACAAUGUUUGCAGGAGCAGAAGUAGUGCACAGAUACUACAGACCAGACCUGAGUAUACCAGAAAUUCCACCGAAGCCAGGUGAGCUUAAAACAGAACUUCUGGGAUUGAAAGAUGAAAUCCAGACUCAUAAUUCACAAAAACACUGAAAGAAAUGAAACAGAAGACGCGUCCCAUGUAAUAUAUUUGGCAGCCAGAGUCAUUUGCAGGCAUGAUUUUCUCUAAAACACUUUCAAAGAUGAUAGUCGCACCACACCCACUUUAUACAUUGAGGUUAAAGUGGAAAAUGGUAAUUUACUGAAUGUUCAACCUCAUGUUAGCAGAACCGUAACACUUAUUUACUAUUGAUUCUGACCAGUGACUUGUGUUAAAUGGAAUAUGUUUUGUACGAUGGCAUUCUAAAAUUGAAAUUCUUGCAGUGAACAAAAAAUAUGUAAAAUCCUACUGAAAAAUAUUUAAAACGAUUCAAUCCAAACAACAGCACUCUGAAUUGAAUCUAAAUGUAAAGCUUUAUGUGGAUAUUAAAGUUAAUAAGCAGAUUUUAACUAGAAUGCAAAAGAGUAUUGAGGAAAAAUAUAUGGGAAAUGUACAAUGAUCUGCUGAAUAAGCGAGCUCGGUAUUCCGACUGCGCAUGCCCAGGUCAAAGGUCACUCUGCAUAAAUAUUGCAGUGGAGCUGUGGACACAUUUCACCCGGUUUUUUCCAGCUUUGAUUCUUCUAGGUAAGAAAAUACUGCUUUCAAACUAUGAGUUAGUUGUAUUUAUUGUUCCUUUGUUAAAAGCUAAGAUUAUAGACAAUAGGUGCAGGAGUAGGCCAUUCGGCCCUUCGAGCCAGCACCACCAUUCACUGUGAUCAUGGCUGAUCAUCCGCAAUCAGUACCCCGUUCUUGCCUUCUCCCCAUUUCCCGUGACUCUGCUAUCUUCAAGAGCCCUAGGUAGCUCUCUCUUGAAACUAUCCAGAGAACCGGCCUCCACCGCCCUCUGAGGCAGAGAAUUCCACAUACAUAACUCUGUGUGGAAAAAGUGUUUCCUCAUCUCUGUUCUAAUGGCUCACCCCUUAUUCUUAAACAGUGAUCCCUGGUUCUGGACUCCCCAACAUCCGGAACAUGUUUCCUGCCUCUAGCAUGUCCAAACCCUUAAUAAUCUUAUAUGUUUCAAUAAGAUUCCCUCUCAUCCUUCUAAACUCCAGAGUAUACAAGCUCAGCCGCUCCAUUCUCUCAGCAUUCGACAGUCCCGCCAUCCCGGGAAUUAACCUUGUAACCUACGAUAAACUCAAUAGCAAUAAUGUCCUUCCUCAAAUUAGGGGACCAAAAUUGCACACAAUACUCCAGGUGUGGUCUCACUAGGGCCCUAUACAACUGCAGAUGGUCCUCUUUGCUCCUAUAUUCAACUCCUCUUGUUAUGAAGGCCAACAUGCCAUUCGCUUUCUUCACUGCCUGCUGUACCUGCAUGCUUACUUUCAUUGACUGAUGAACAAGGACCCCCAGAUCCCCUGGUACUUUCCCUUUUCCCAACUUGACACCAUUUAGAUAAUAAUCUGCCUUCCUGUUUUUGCUACCAAAGUGGAUAACUUCAUCUUUAUCCACAUUAAACUGCAUCUGCCCACUCCCCCAACCUGUCCAAGUCACCCUGCAUUCUCAUAGCAUCCCCCUCACAGUUCACACUGCCACCCAGCUUUGCAAAUUUGCUAAUGUUACUUUGAAUCCCUUCAUCUAAAUCAUUGAUGUGUAUUGUAAAUAGCUGCUGUCCCAGCACCAAGUCUUGCGGUACCCCACUAGUCAUUGCCUGUCAUUUUGAAAGGGACCCGUUAAUCCCUACUCUUUGUUUCUUGUCUGCCAACCAAUUUUCUAUCCAUGUCAGCACUCUACCCCCAAUACCAUGUGCCCUAAUUUUGCCCACUGAUCUCCUAUGUGGGACCUUAUUUAUUUAUUUUUUUUAUGCUUUAUGCGUUGGUGAGUAAGGUCGGGGUCCGUGGUCUCCGGCGCUGUUGAGUUGCGGCUGAGCCGUCCCUGUCCCUGGAGGGUCUGGGGGCCGUCGGCUGCGCCUCUCUCCUUGUCCAAUGCUGGCGGGGGCCAGGCACUGAUCAUCAGCCUGUGGGCCGCUGUUCCGUCGGUCCAGGCUGUCAGUUGGCCCGGCAGGCAGAGUUGAGCUGGGGUUGGGGCUUCUUCUCCGCGAUGGCCACCGUUGCUCCAGGGUCGCCUCGGACGUCUCAGGCAGCCCCCCGGGUGUGUUUGGGACACUCAGGGGGGUGAGACAGAGGUGGUCCAGUGGCAGUUCGGCAGCACUUGUGGUGCCGGGGACCCGGGUUCGAUCCUGGUUGCGCGUACCCACGCAUCUGGCCCCUCUAUCUAGCUGUUACACCCCGCUCUCCCGCUACCUGUCAUCCCCGUUCCUCAGAUUAAAUAUAUUUUUACACAUAAAUUAUGAAUAAAGAUAAGAAUUUAUACAGUUUGUACAUUCAGCGCUUUGUUCGCUUUUUCUUUAUGGUGAAUGACCUUUGACAAAUCCCAUGAUUUCUUGCGUUUUCAGAAUACCGAACUUGCUUAUUAAAUGAAGCCAAAUCUGAAUGCCUUUAAUGGUACUUUAUUGUCAUGCACCUAGGUACAGUGAAAUUCCUGUUUUGUAUACAGUUCAGUAAAAAAUCUUACAUGGAUUAUACCGAGACAGUACACAAGUCACCAUGUUUCUGGUGCCAUUUUAUGUGAUUCAAGUCCAACGAUAUUUAUUAAUUGUUCAUCACAAGGUUUCUAAAAUGUACAUUACAAAUAAAUAUAAUUGAACUAGU
This is a messenger RNA of Leucoraja erinaceus (little skate), 3530 nucleotides long. Its product is annotated as ubiquinol-cytochrome-c reductase complex assembly factor 6. Gene Ontology annotation, cellular component: mitochondrion. The record is from RefSeq and is a predicted model, not a curated record. Gene Ontology annotation, biological process: mitochondrial respiratory chain complex III assembly. The transcript is spliced from 3 exons. The coding region runs from base 561 to 896 and encodes 111 amino acids. NCBI's taxonomy places the organism in Eukaryota, Metazoa, Chordata, Chondrichthyes, Rajiformes, Rajidae.